AGAGGAGCUCUAGGACUGAGCUAAUAAAUCUGCCAACUUCUCUAUAAUCAUAGAAGGAAGAGAGAGGAGUAGCAUGGAACAAAGUGGAGGAGGGCUGGAACUUCCGGGGUUCAGGUUCCAUCCUACAGAGGAGGAGCUUCUGGACUUCUAUCUUAAAAGAGCAGUCCAGGGGAAGAAGCUCCAGGUUGACAUCAUUGGCACUCUCAAUCUCUACCGCCAUGACCCUUGGGAACUACCUGGGCUUGCAAAAAUAGGAGAAAGAGAAUGGUAUUUCUUUGUACCGAGGGAUCGGAAGCAGUCUAAUGGUGGGCGGCCAAAUCGAACGACGGAGCAUGGGUUUUGGAAGGCCACUGGUUCAGAUCGGCCAAUCCGUAGUGCUGCCGACCCAAAGCGGCUUAUUGGCCUCAAGAAAACCCUAGUCUACUAUCACGGUCGAGCUCCACGUGGCUCUAAGACUGACUGGAUCAUGAAUGAGUAUCGCCUCCCCGACCUAACAACCCCUCCCAAGGAGGACAUAGUAUUAUGCAAGGUCUAUCGGAAAGCAACAUCAUUGAAGGAGCUAGAGCAAAAAGCGGCAAUGGCAUCGCCAAAUUCUGGGUUGACAAUGGAGUCAUCAUCGGAUCAGGAGAUCUCGCAAAAAUUGAUGGCUAUGGAUGAUGAUGGAGGUGUCAAAGAAGCUAAGGAAAAUGAGGUGGAGAAAAAGGAAGAGGCUGGGGUGGUGGCCAAGUCGACUUGGUCAGUGAAUCUACCUAAGCUCGAGGUUCCGACAUACAAUGAUUUAGAAUGGAUGCAGGAUUCUUUCUUGACUCAGCUUAGGAGUCCAUGGAUGGUUCCAUUGUCUCCAUUCUAUGGCAGCAUGCUUAAUUUUUGAACUUCUAAAUAUAGAUAUAUGGCAAGAAAUUUUGUACAAUAAAUAUUAUGCAUGGUUUCAAUUUGCUAACUUUUGCCGAUCAAUUUGACUCAUAGUGUGUGUGAGCCAAAGGGAUGGUCUGGCAUGCAAAGGAGGGGAGGUGAAAGGAAGGUUUGACAUUGUUAAUGUUAAAUUUGU
Molecule: messenger RNA, 1048 nt
Organism: Elaeis guineensis (African oil palm)
Lineage: Eukaryota; Viridiplantae; Streptophyta; Magnoliopsida; Arecales; Arecaceae
Product: NAC domain-containing protein 22
Biological process (GO): regulation of DNA-templated transcription
Molecular function (GO): DNA binding
Source: RefSeq, a predicted model, not a curated record